Messenger RNA from Pangasianodon hypophthalmus (striped catfish), 4035 nucleotides. It is a transcript of the gene mcamb, whose product is annotated as melanoma cell adhesion molecule b. Gene Ontology annotation, biological process: angiogenesis. The record is from RefSeq and is a predicted model, not a curated record. NCBI's taxonomy places the organism in Eukaryota, Metazoa, Chordata, Actinopteri, Siluriformes, Pangasiidae. The transcript is spliced from 17 exons. Bases 211 to 2115 code for a protein of 634 amino acids. Gene Ontology annotation, cellular component: plasma membrane.
GCUCACACACACUCUCACUCUUCACUGCACUACAUCACCCCUGCGCGCGCGCUCCGAAGCUGCCGUUGACGCUCGCGCCAUGCAAAUCUCGCGGUGAUCUCGCGGUGUGUCGUAGAGCGCCUGUCUUUCUCCGCUCUGCUUUUCUUCUCCUCUCUCACACUGUACAGGGAGAAGUUCGCUGUCAGUUCAGCAGCAGGACCUGGGGGGAAAAUGGCUCAGCGAAAGGUCGCCCUCGCACUUACAGGACUUUGCAUCCUCAUAUGGCAAGUCUGGGCCAAGUUGGAGGUCAGCAUGGAGGACAGGGUAGAGGUGUUCCUGGACGAUGUGGCAGAGAUCCCCUGCAUAUACAACAUGAGCGGAUCUGCCAGUUCACCGACAGUACAGUGGUUUGUGAAAUCAGCGGGGAGCAACAGAGUGCAGAUCUACUACAAAGACGACAGCAGGGCAAUUGAGGAUCAGGGGACAGGUUUCUCAGGGAGGAUCAAUGUCUCUCACUCUCAGGAAGGCAUGAUGGGAAACUCUAUUCUGACCAUCAAUGCUGUACGAGUCAGUGACGUGCGAGACUUCAUCUGCCAAGUGAACAUGGAUGGAAACAGUGGGGAGGGACACACUCGACUUCUGGUGUUCAAUGCUCCGUCUCUCCCUACCAUUGAAGCAGAACCUUAUGCCUCAGUCGCAGAGCUUAUGAAUAAGAUUGCAUCCUGUAAGGUCAGUAAUGGAUACCCUGCCCCCAAGAUCACAUGGUACAAAGAGAGAGCUCCCUUAUACUCCUCAAAUGAUGUCAGUGUGCAGAACAGUUUGACUAUGAAUUCCAACGGCUUGUACUCAGUACAAAGUGAUCUGUACCUCACAGUAGUAAAGGAGGAUAAGGAUAAAUAUUUCUACUGUGAGGUCACCUACUUUGUUCCCGGGGCAGAGAAAAUGAUAGAGUCUCACCGGAUCAACAUCACAGUCCACUAUCCAACAUCAGAAAUUACAGUGUUCCGGGAUUUCCCCGACCGGCUUGUUAAAGAAGGUGACAGCGUAGAAAUAAGAUGUCAAGGAGACGGGAACCCUCAGCCAGUCAAAUCCUUCAUACACAACAAAAGAGUACUUCAGGAGGAUGAGGACACGCUGGUCCUGAGUAAUGUGACCCGACUAAAUAGUGGCUUAUACGAAUGCAGCGGUCUGGACACAAUAAGUUAUGACAACAUCGUAGGCACCUUGUCCCUUACAGUGCACUAUUUGGAUCCUGUUGUGAUCACUCCUGAGAAUCCAGAUAGCCUGGAUCAAGGACAGGAUCUGUCUCUGUACUGCAAUGCCCUUUCCUCUCUGUCCACACGUGCAGACUGGUACAAGGACAAUGUGCUGCUGUAUGAAGGCCAUGUGCUGAAGUUACACAAUGCCUCCUUUGCCACAGCAGGGACAUAUGUUUGUGAAGUAGUGGUAUCUGAGCUUCCUGAGUUAAAGAGGCACAGUUCUGUGCACAUCAGUGUAAGAGGAAAGCCGAUGAUCACUGAAGGGGUGGCCAUGAUUCCUCUGGAUACUGAAAAGGCCAUCAAUGUGAGCUGCCGUGCGACAGGACAUCCAACUCCCACCAUCCACUGGAGCCUCUCUGAUGAACAAGCUCAGCUGGGAAGAUGGGACACCAGGACGGAGAACAGUGUCCUCAGCAUUAUUUCCAUCAGCACCUCUUCUGACAUCACAGCGUCCUGUAGGGCCACCAAUGACCUGGGCACAGCCGAAACCUCCCGCCACAUUCAAGCCAUUCAAAUGAUCCAAACAACUACAACACCAACAACAACAACACCAACAACAACAGCAACAACAACAAGCAAUACAACUGGUACGAUGGUGCCUGGAACAGCCAGCCCGAAAAAAAUCAAAAAAGGGGGCAAUGGAUUCAUCAUUGCGAUCAUCAUCAUCUUCAUCUUACUGCUGGCCAUCCUGGGCAGUGUGCUGUACUUCAUGUACAAGAAAGGCAAGAUCCCAUGUGGGCGCUCAGGGAAGCAAGAUCUCACUAAGGAAAAGGCCAGUAGUGAUGACAUCGUUGUGGAGAUGAAGAGCAGUAAAUCGGAGGAGGCAGUGCUUCUACAGGGAGUCAACGGUGAUAAAAAGACUUCCAGCGACCAGUGAGGCGAAUGGAUAAGCAGAGAGGACGGGCCGCUUGCAGUCUCCAUGUUAUUAUACUGCCUCAGCUCUCUCAGGAUGAGGCCCAGAACUUCCUCCUCCCCUGUGAGCUGGAACACAAUCCUGUGUCAGGUCCACUGACUCAUUUCUGCCUCUACAACUUUCACAUUUUGUUUGCAGGGUUUUUUUUUUUUAUUUCUCUCUCCCCCCCCUCCCCAAACAGGCCUCACUGUCCAUUAGGAACAAUCUGCUCUCUAUGUUCUACAUCAUAUAUAUAUGAAAUAAUGUACAUAUGUAGUUAUUUUAAAUAAUUUCGACAAAACCUAAAGUGUUCUUAGUGACCUAAUGAAGUCCUUCUUGAGCUCGACUAAGAUUCGGGCGACAGACCUCGGCUGAAGCGCCCUUCGUUAAGUGUCCAAGUGCUCGCUGUUGUUUUGUCUUUAAAUCGCUCUCACUGCUGCCUCACCGUAGUCUGUGCACUGAAACUCAGAGCUGCCUCUCACUACUGUGCUGAUCCAACACUGUAAACGCUUCACCUGCUGCCUCCAACAAUACUCCAUCACUGAGGAUAAAAACUAGUCUAUCAAAAUUAUUUUUUUAAAAUCUAGUCUUUUUAAAAUAUGUACAAUGUUUAAGCUCAAAGAAAAACCUUCACGCUGAAAUCUGUAUAUGCUAUACACAUUAAUCUGACCCACUGAGAGGAAAGAUACACUCACUGUCCACUUUAAUAGGAACACCUGUACAUUCAUGCAGUUAUCUAAUCAGUUAUUCAUGUGGCAGCAGCACAAUCCUGAAGAUGCAGGCCAAGAGCUUCAGUUAAUGUUACAUUACAUCAAACAUCAGAAUAAAGAAAAAGUGUGAUGUCUAUGACUUUAACCAUGGAAUGGUGGUUGGUGGCAGAAGGACUGGUUUGAGUAUUUCAGAAACUGCUGAUCUCCUGGGAAUUUAACACACAACGGUCUCUAGAGUUUGUACAGAAUGGUGCAAAAAAUCCCAAAAACCACUGAGUGAGUGAGUUCUGUGAGUGGAAACGCCUUGUUGUUAAGAGAGGUCAGAGGAAAUGGGCCAGAUUGUGGUGGAUGGGCUACAACAGCAGAUGACCACGUUGGGUUCUACUCCUGUUAGCCAAGAACAGGAAUCUGAGGCUAUCAUGGGUACAGGCUCAUCUAAACUGGACAGUUGAAGAUUAGAGAAAAAAAAAAUCACCUGGUCUUUUUCCAGUUUCGCUGAGUCAGAAGAUCAGCAGUUUCUGAAAUACUCAAACCAGCCCACCAACAACCAAGCCAUGGAUAAGUCACAGAGAUCACACUUUUCCCCCAUUCUGAUGUUUAAUGUGAACUUUCACUGAAGCUCUUAACCUGCAUGAUUUUAUGCAUUGUACUGCUGCCAGAUGAUCGGAUAACUACAUAAAUGUGCAGGUGUUCCUAUUAAAGUGGACGGCGAAUGUAUAUGAAUUAAGCGUUUAAUUAAUGUAUUUAAUGUGCUGAGGCCCUUGUAAUUGCUUUCUGAUGCUCGUGAUGUGUUGUUUUUAUAUUGCAUUAUAUAUAAAUGAUGAAUUAGAAUCUGCUCCAGGUCUGCAGUGCAUUCAUGUAUAGCAAGAUUGACCAACAAACACAGGUUGGCCAUCAUUACUCAUUAUUUUCCUAACUGUUUUAUUUUUAUUUUAGUUAAAAACCAAGGGCACAACUAUGAUUAUUCAAGCACACAGUUCACACUUUAUUCUCUACCAAAGCAAAAGCGUAACCAAAGGCACAAUAUUACAAAUACCAGUUUUGUAAAUGUAAGCUAGUCAGCUUGAUGUGCAAAAACUAUCGCUAAGUGUCAUAUCUUGUUUUUGUGUACGUCACAGGUUUAUUCGUGCCUUAUUACUGUAAAGAUAUUUGACCUCCCCCCCUUAAGCUGAUUAAAAACAUUGUCCUUUAAAAA